AUGGCCUCUGACGACGAUUUGCAGGCUCUUGACACCCAUCAUGAUGAAAAAGAUUGGGAGUCGCAGAAGGAGAAUUUCCGCAUUUGUUACAUUGAUAAUGGCAUGACACGCAAGGAAGCCGCAGAGUACAUGAAAGAACACUUCAACUUCAGCGCCACUCCCCGCCAAUGGGAGCGCAAAAUCAAGCAGUGGGGAUUUUCAAAGUACGCAAAUCGAGAGGAAAGGCUUCAUCAGAUUGCGCAAACCGGCAAAACCGUCUACGACGUGAGUCGUCCUGGUCGAAGACCUCGCUCACAUGUGGACGAGCGCGGCAAUCUCCAACCACAUGAGGAUCGCAACCUCCGUCGUUUCGCCCGUCGAGAACUCAGUCGCUCGAGGUCGAGGUCAAGAUCUGCUUCCUUUACCGACAUGCCGCGUCCACAAUUCAAACAAGAAAUUUCGGAUCCUUCUGCAAAUGCCUCAAUAGAGUCCCCAUUUGACUUCAACCACCUCGAUUUGGAAAUGCAACGGAGUUCCAGCAACGACGGAUUCCAUAUGGCUUCAGCACAAGCCGGCAGUGGACUGCAAACCUUCCAACCGCAAAUCUUUCAAGGGCAUGAACCUGGCGCGUACGGAACGUCUGCUAAUCCCAAUAGCCUUCCUCUUCCCGUUGGCCACAAUCAAUGGGGUCAGACACAAGCAGAUGGGACUCAUCGGUUCGGCGCUGUUGGUGCACAAACCAAUUACACAGUCUUUCCGGACGAUCCGACUUCCUCGCAAAUUGCCCCAGUAGGCGGCGUCCCGAAUGGCAGUCAGCGCUUCUCAGUAAGUGCAAACGACCCGUCAUUUGGUUUCCCUAUCACCGAACCCUCGGUGCCGUCAUUAUCAGCAGACUUCAGUCAGUACGUCAUGGCUGGUACCGACAUGGCGAUGGCUCCAGGAAUACUGCCCGAGGACAUGAUGACGGAGCAAUCGAGGUUCAAUAACACUCUACCAGUCCCUCUGGGCUCGGAGACAUUAAACCAGACCGGUUUCGAUAAUAAUCCAGGGAUCCAGUUUGCUGUGGUGGAUGUGGACUCGACACCAAUGCUUGCUGCUGCCGAUGCGGCUCCAUUGCACCCUUCGCUAGGCAUAGACGAUUUAUUUCUAGAGCCCGGCACGGGCAACGAUGGCCCUCUCCAGAAUGAUGUGUUGCCACUUGUGGAGGAUUACACUCGAGCUGUUCAAGCUGCAGCCCUCGGCUUCAUGAACAGGUCUUCACACGACAAUAGCAUGGCUGCGGGCGACUUAGCCGCGGAUCUUGUUCAACCAAGCAGGGCAUUCCUGGCAAACAUGGCCGUCAUCCUCGACAACUUUGCAAAGUCGCAGCAGAGAUCUCUCCAGAGCAUGAAGGAUACCUGCAGGAACCUCCGACAAAAGAAUGCACGGCUCAUGCAGUUCAUCAAUAGCAACAAUGAUAUGCAGCCAAUGCCUUCAAUAGAGCCACAACAGAGUCGCUCAUCUCUUCCCCCACAGGGCCCGAUAUACGGCAAUAUGUAUACACAGAACUUUUGA
Messenger RNA from Fonsecaea pedrosoi CBS 271.37, 1533 nucleotides. RefSeq lists its product as uncharacterized. Lineage: Eukaryota; Fungi; Ascomycota; Eurotiomycetes; Chaetothyriales; Herpotrichiellaceae. The record is from RefSeq and is a predicted model, not a curated record. The transcript is spliced from 3 exons. Bases 1 to 1533 code for a protein of 510 amino acids.